AUGACGGUCAGUGUUGAUUAUCCCCGUGAGUUUAAAGGUUUCGCUAUUACUGAUCCUAAGGAUUGGGAUCAACCUAAAUUGACUUCUUACGAGCCAAAGAAGUUUGGUGAACAUGAUAUAGAUAUCGAAGUCGAAUGCUGUGGUAUUUGUGCUUCUGAACUAUUUUCUUUGAAAAACGAAUGGUCUAAUGCUCCAUUGGCUUGCUUGUCAUCGAGUUAUGGUCCAAAAUCUCAGGUUGUAGGUCAUGAAGUCAUCGGCAAAGUAGUAAAGGUCGGUGAGAAAGUUACCCUUGCAAAAUUGGGUCAGAGAGUUGGUCUUGGGGCUCAGGCUUCCUCCUGUAUGCAGUGUGGCCGUUGUUCUAGCAACAAUGAACAGUACUGUUUGAAGAGUGUUGGCACUUACUGUUCCAGGUAUCCUGAUGGGUACGUUUCACAAGGUGGGUACGCGUCUCAUGUUCGUGCCCAUGAACAAUUCUGUUUCCCAAUCCCAGAUGAUGUUCCUUCUGCAUUUGUAGCUCCAUUAAUGUGCGGGGGUCUCACUGUUUACUCUCCAAUCAAGAGGAACAUCGAGGGUGUUGAAAAGCCAAAAGUUGGUAUCAUUGGUAUUGGUGGUUUGGGCCACAUGGCUAUCAUGAUCGCCAAAGCACUAGGCGCGGAGGUCACUGCUUUCUCCAGGUCUAAUAAGAAGAAGGACGAUGCGAUCAAGAUGGGCGCUCAAUAUUUUGUGGCUACUGGUGAAGAAGAAAAUUGGAGCUCAAGACUGGCAGAUAAUUUCCAUCUCGUCUUAAACUGUGCUUCGUCUACUACAUCGCUUGAUCUAAACGCUUUCGUUAGCAUCCUAAAAGUUAACUGUCAAUUAGUGUCUGUUGGUUUGCCUGAAAAAGGUGAGACUUUUGAUCUAAGUCCAUUCACUUUCAUCAGAAACGGCUGUUCGAUGGGUGUGUCCAAAUUGGGUUCCAGACAGGAAGCCAUUGAGCUAUUAGACUUGGCCUCGAAGCACAGUUUCCAACCAUGGGUUGAAACUAUCGACGUCUCAGAAGAUGGUGUCCAUGAAGGUUUAACCAGACUCGACAGGGGCGAUGUCAGGUACAGAUUCACACUAGUUGGGUUCAACAAAUUCUUUGGUACAGGUUUCCAGUAG
This is a messenger RNA of Torulaspora delbrueckii, 1140 nucleotides long. RefSeq names its product NAD(P)-dependent alcohol dehydrogenase. The coding region runs from base 1 to 1140 and encodes 379 amino acids. NCBI's taxonomy places the organism in Eukaryota, Fungi, Ascomycota, Saccharomycetes, Saccharomycetales, Saccharomycetaceae. Gene Ontology annotation, biological process: alcohol metabolic process. The record is from RefSeq and is a predicted model, not a curated record. Gene Ontology annotation, molecular function: alcohol dehydrogenase (NADP+) activity; zinc ion binding. The transcript has a single exon.